AUGCCGCCGGGGCCGGGCUUGUGGGGCUACGGCCUGCAGCUGCCCGUAAGUCUCUGGGCUGAGACGGCGGAGGCAGGACGCUGUUCCCCCCCCCUCCCUAGCGGCGCAGAAUCGGUUACAAAAGAAGCUGAUGAUGACAGUGACGAUGAUGAUGAAGAUGAUGACGACGACGAUGAUGAAGAUUCUGAAGUAAAAGAAGAAAAUGGGGUAUUAGUCUUGAAUGAUGCAAACUUUGACACCUUUACUGCAGACAAGGACACUGUGCUGCUGGAGUUCUACGCACCAUGGUGCGGGCAUUGCAAGCAGUUUGCUCCUGAAUAUGAAAAGAUAGCCAAAACUCUGAAGGAAAAUGACCCUCCUAUUCCAGUUGCCAAAGUAGAUGCUACUGCAGCUACUUCAUUAGCAAGCCGUUUUGAUGUCAGUGGCUACCCAACCAUCAAAAUCCUGAAAAAAGGCCAACCUGUUGACUAUGACGGUUCUCGGACAGAAGAUGCAAUUGUGGCCAAAGUCAAGGAGGUUGCUGACCCCAACUGGACCCCUCCACCAGAAGCUACUCUGGUAUUGACCCAGGAUAAUUUUGAUGAUGUUGUGAAUGGUGCUGACAUAAUCCUGGUGGAGUUCUAUGCUCCAUGGUGUGGACACUGCAAAAGGCUUGCACCAGAAUAUGAGAAGGCUGCUCAGGAGCUCAGCAAGCGCACACCUCCGAUUCUCCUGGCUAAAGUCGAUGCCACUGCUGAAACUGAGCUUGCGAAGAAGUUUGAUGUUACUGGCUACCCAACUCUGAAAAUCUUCCGCAAGGGCAAACCUUAUGACUACAGUGGUCCACGGGAAAAAUAUGGUAUUGUCGACUACAUGAUUGAACAGGCUGGUCCUCCAUCCAAACAGAUUCAGGCUACCAAGCAGGUACAGGAAUUUCUGAGGGAUGGGGAUGAUGUCAUCAUCAUUGGUGUCUUUAACGCAGAGAAUGACAAAGCUUAUCAGCUUUAUCAGGAAGCAGCUAAUGGUUUAAGGGAAGAUUACAAGUUCCACCACACCUUCAGCAACGAGAUUGCAAAACUACUGAAAGCAUCUCCAGGAAAACUGGUUGUCAUGCAGCCAGAGAAAUUUCAGUCAAAGCAUGAACCCAAGAUUCAUGUUUUGAAUCUUAAAGACUCUACAGAUGGAUCAGAGAUUAAAGAGCACGUGCUAAAACAUGCUUUGCCUCUAGUUGGCCAUCGCAAGCCUUCCAAUGAUGCUAAAAGAUAUGCUAAGCGUCCUCUAGUGGUCGUCUAUUACUCUGUAGACUUCAGUUUCGACUAUCGUGUUGCUACCCAGUACUGGAGAGGUAAAGUCCUGGAAGUGGCCAAAGACUUCCCUGAAUACUUGUUUGCUGUUUCUGAUGAGGAAGAUUACUCUUCUGAAAUAAAAGAUUUGGGCCUGCUUGAGAGUGGAGAGGACAUCAAUGUUGCCAUUCUGGAUGAAGGUGGCAAGAAAUAUGCCAUGGAGCCGGAAGAGUUCGACUCUGAUGUACUCAGGCAGUUUGUUGUAUCAUUCAAAAAAGGAAAACUGAAGCCUAUUGUGAAGUCCCAGCCAGUGCCAAAAAAUAACAAAGGGCCUGUGAAAGUGGUAGUGGGUAAAACUUUUGAUACCAUGGUAAUGGAUCCAAAGAAUGAUGUGCUUAUAGAGUUCUAUGCCCCGUGGUGCGGACACUGCAAGAAGCUAGAACCGGUGUAUACUGAGCUAGGCAAAAAAUACAAGAAUGAGAAAAAUCUAAUCAUAGCCAAGAUGGAUGCUACUGCCAACGAUGUGACAAGUGACCACUACAAAGUGGAAGGAUUCCCCACUAUCUACUUUGCUCCAAGGGACAAGAAGAACAACCCUAUUAAAUUUGAAGGCGGAGACAGAGAUUUAGAACAUUUGAGCAAAUUUAUAGAGGAGCAUGCAACAAAACUCUCCAGAACAAAAGAAGAGCUUUAGAUAAGAUGAGGGUGGUGAAGAGUAAUUGUACAUUGUAGUUAAAAAGCAAGUUACUGACAAAACUUCGUGAGAGAAGAAUUAAGCAGUUUGAGCAAGGAAAUUCUUGAGCAGUAAAACAAUUGCAGUAUCUUUUUUUAUAUGGCAGAAAUUUUUUUCUGGACACUGAACUUCUCAGAUCUGAAUGUCCUACAUUAGUUAUGGUAUUGAUCUUUGGAGAAAAAUACAUCCUUUAUUUUUUGUGACUAUCUUAAGCUUGAUUAUUUGACUCCAGUGCAGCUGUUUAUAAGUUAAAAGAUAUUACCAAAAAGAGAGAACCAGAUCACUCUG
Molecule: messenger RNA, 2283 nt
Organism: Mesitornis unicolor (brown roatelo)
Lineage: Eukaryota; Metazoa; Chordata; Aves; Mesitornithiformes; Mesitornithidae
Gene: PDIA4
Product: protein disulfide isomerase family A, member 4
Exons: 10
Coding region: 1-1956 (651 amino acids)
Biological process (GO): protein folding; response to endoplasmic reticulum stress
Cellular component (GO): endoplasmic reticulum; cell surface; endoplasmic reticulum lumen
Molecular function (GO): protein disulfide isomerase activity
Source: RefSeq, a predicted model, not a curated record